AUGACAUCAUUGAAUUGUUUCAAAAUCCGUGAUACUAAUGAUAUUGUUAUACAUCCUAUACGAAUAAAUAAUUCACAUGAGAUUAUAUACCAACCAACUGUAAGUAUUGAUAUCAAUAAUAAUGAAGGUAAUCAAAUUGAAAAUUCUACAAUUAGUGUGACUACAACAAUUACAACAACUGUCACUACUGUUAAUUGUCAAGAGAGUCAGUUAAAUUCUCAAGGAGUCGAUCAAAAGGUUGAUGUAUCAACUAGUUACACAUCUUAUUCACAUGGAAAUAAUCAUCCAGUACGAUGUAAACCACAUUUUCGUUAUGCUAGCCUUUCAUCGUCUACUUUUGGAACGUGUAUGCCAACCAAUAAACGUGAUAAUAACAAUAUUAGUAGUAGUAAUAGUAGUAAUAGUAAUACUAAUAAUAAAGAGAAAGCCUUCACAUUAUCGUCUACUGGUGUACAAAUCAGUCGUAAUUGUUUGGACAUUAUCCGAAUAGAAUACGUAAACACAUAG
This is a messenger RNA of Heterobilharzia americana, 507 nucleotides long. The record is from the annotation of a GenBank genome assembly. Lineage: Eukaryota; Metazoa; Platyhelminthes; Trematoda; Strigeidida; Schistosomatidae.